Bursaphelenchus xylophilus (pine wood nematode) is the source of this 382-nucleotide messenger RNA. Lineage: Eukaryota; Metazoa; Nematoda; Chromadorea; Rhabditida; Aphelenchoididae. The record is from the annotation of a GenBank genome assembly.
AUGCCUAAAAAGGGAAAAUUGUCAUCAUAUAUAUCAGUUAGUCUUUUGUAAUAUCUUUUGAAGGAAGGUCGUGUGAAUUUUGUUGAAGAUAAAGAAUUUGACUGUAAAGCUUGGAGUACUCUCUUCUAACGGUUGUAGCCAUUGGUCUUCCUCGUCACUCGUGAUUAUCUGAUAGUUCCGUUGUUGGAAGUGGACCGGGAUCUCUUACCCGGGUUACUAUAUCAUCCCCGACUAUUAAGUCGGCCUAACAUCACUCUCCCGGCCAAAGAGAAUCAUCUUCAUUCCGAGUGCUACCUCGGCGACGCCACAUUACAUUCACGGCAGUCGUCGGGGUAAGUGUUUCGGAGUUGUUCUGUCCGCCUUUAGGUUCGUCCGAGUCUGA